AUGCCAGAAUUGGGCCUUGUUGGGCAGAAUAUGAUUGCAAACCGAUCUGAGAGGCUUGGGCAUGCAUUCAUCCUUUUGCGGCUGCUCCCGGCGCCACAGCAUUCGCAAGUAAGCGAGACUGGCCCGAUUAAGCGGUCAGAGCAGUGCCUGGUAGUGCGUCUUUUACAAAAUGCCCAAAUAGAAUCAUGCUUGACUCAACGAGACAACCUGGGAGGUGUCACUCCGAGUUGUCUAUUAAUUCGGCUCACCUUAAAAAUAUCAUUACUAAAACUAGAAAUGCGUUCUACCACAAGUUAUCAUGUUUCUUCUCCCAACUAUCUUAUUCUCCUUAACCUUUUUUCCAGAUGUUUUAUACUUCCUCAUGACAAUGAGCUUGGUCAGGCGUUACACGGACUCCUCAAUUCCGUUCACCUCAUGGCUGGCUGCAUUAGUCGCGGCACAUGGAUGAAUCCCGGUAGGCCAACAAUGGUCAUCACCGUUUCUGCCCCUAGUGAUCUUAGCGUGGGCUCACUCGGCCCGGACACUAGGUCUUCGAUGGCAGCACCCGUCACAUCUGUUCCCGAGUCUGAGAGCUGGGCUCGGCUAGUGGCUGCUUUCGCAGAGUUCCGAGCACACGCACGCUUCCUCCGCCGACGGGCUGAUAGUCUAUUUGGCUCAUCGGCAUCGCCCCCAGGUGCCUUUGAGGCCAUGCUUUCCUCACAGCCAGUGGCGUCUUCCAGCCCUCUUAGCCACCUAGUCUGUGCUCUGGGCUUGAACGAUUUUUAUGCCACACCAGCGAGCCUCCCGCCCCUCCCGGACCUACUUUACUCCUUCCUUUCUGGCACGCUUCCAGGCGGCUCGAAGCAUCUACCUGCGCUUCCAAUCGCAGGGACUCGGCGAGAUUUAGGUUCCAACGAGACACUCAUCUUUGGGGCUGCAUGA
Protopolystoma xenopodis is the source of this 921-nucleotide messenger RNA. NCBI's taxonomy places the organism in Eukaryota, Metazoa, Platyhelminthes, Monogenea, Polystomatidea, Polystomatidae. The record is from the annotation of a GenBank genome assembly.